Molecule: messenger RNA, 1107 nt
Organism: Aspergillus oryzae RIB40
Lineage: Eukaryota; Fungi; Ascomycota; Eurotiomycetes; Eurotiales; Aspergillaceae
Exons: 2
Coding region: 1-1107 (368 amino acids)
Source: RefSeq, a predicted model, not a curated record
AUGUGGGUCCUCAAAGCAGCAAUCGUCUCCGGGCUUCUUCUGCCUCCAACACUGGCUAAUCGCCUAUAUCUUCCUCCGGUCUAUCACAAUGGCAGUGUCGAGGUUGAGAACUUUUCUGUUCCCGGCAACCUUGACGGAUUUAAGAUGAAAACGCCGGCGAACACAACUUCCUUUGAUUUUUGGUACUUUGAUGCCUUUUCUAGGAAUACCAGCGCGGCCAUCAACAUCGUCUUCUUCAACACGGGUGACUUUGCUGCGAACCCGCACCCCUUGACUGUCCAAAUCUCCGGAACCUUCGACAACGGUACCCAAUUCUCCGGAGAGGCCCUGGCGUCUGAAGGUGCUUUUAUCACCAAUGACGAGAGCGGAAUUACUGGAAACUGGCUCGGCUCGGGCGCCAGCUUCUACGGUACCAACCUCGAGAAGCCCAACGUCGAGUACGUGGUUAAACUCAACUCACCUAGCAUCGGCGUGAGGGGAACGUUUAAGCUGAAAUCCCGCGCACCACCCCACUAUCCCUGCAACCCCAAUGUCGAUGGUCUAAACACCCUCCUUUUGCCACAUCUCCAUUGGUCAAAUGCUGUUCCCGAUGCCCAGGCUAAUAUCGAUCUCACCAUCAAUGGUACCGAAUUCAAAGUGACUGACGGUGUUGGGUACCACGACAAGAACUGGGGUGACGCGUCUGUCAUCACCAGUCCCAAAUACUGGGACUGGGGACACGCAAGCCUAGGCCCCUACUCGCUGGUCUGGUACGACCUCUUGGACUACAAUAAUACCGAGCAUGUCUACGCCUAUAUCUCCAAGAAUGGCAACCUCAUGCACAAUAAUUGUGCCGAAAAGGCUGUUGAAGUGCGCCAGUGGGGUGCGAAUGCCACAUACCCGCCCACUAGUGGUAUUGCCACCAAUGAGGGUUUGACUGCUCGGUUUGACCUAGGUGGUGGUCAGGCUUUUGUCGCGAACCUGACCAAGGAGGUAAUAAUUCACGAUCAGAUUGUUUAUGCUAGGGCGUUGGGCUCUGUCACUGGUGGGAUUGAGGGACAGGAGCAAUAUCAGGGUCGUGGGGCCUACGAAGAGUAUGUGUAUGGGUUGUUGUACGGCAAAUCUUGA